GGAUGAUAGAGAUAGAGGCAGAUAGGCGAAGCAUUGAAAACAGAUUAAAUAAUGAAUUAAUGAAAAUAAAUGCAAAUUAUUUAAUAAACAAAUAAAUUUAAUAUAAAAUAUAUAGAAUGUACUUGUUCAGUUGUAUGUCAAAGAAAGAUUGCGAGGAUAUGUGGACCGGGAACAAUAGAAAAGGACCUUGCAGCACGACAACAAGCACAGAUGACAAGAUGGACGGGCAUUGCACAGUUGAACAGCGACUCAUCAUUGAGAACAACGACCUGAAGAGCAAACUCUGCAACUUGGAGAAGAGGAUGAAAGAAAAAGAUCAACAGAUCAGUAUUUAUGAGAGUCGACUAUCUGAGCUUCAGGCAACUGCCAAUGACCAGACGAUCGAGUUGAACCAGUUACGAAACAAAUUGAUGAACAUGGCCUCCCCUGAUAAAUCACAUCCAAUGAAGGAGAGAACAUUAGAAAGAGAACAGACCCUAGAAAGGCUGAAAAAGAAGCAUCUCGAUGUUGAAAAGCUGAAGGCAGCCAUGGAAAACUUGAUGACAACCAAUGAAGAAAAGAAUGCAAAGAUAGAUGAGAUGUCGGAGCAGCUGCGGAAGUACAGACUGUUGCAUCAGAAGGUUGCCUGCCUCCAUGCAGACAAUGUAUUGUUGGAAUGCGGACUGGACGCUGGCGUUCCUUCUCCCUCUUCCUCCUCAUCCAUCCAUCAUGCAUUCCCUACCGCUGCAAGCACUCCAAGAACAGAUGCAACAACCACAUCGGCAUCAUUAUCAGCACUGCCCAGUCCUGUCAAACCAUCAUCAUCAUCACUCUCUUCCAACAGUUACACCAACAUUGGAGGUCACGAACUUAAGACACCACCAGCAAGCAAAAGGCAACUUCUGCUCUUGCCAACGGUUGUCAACGGCAACAACAACACAAAUACAACUACAACAGCAAGCAGUCCAGCAUCUGGUAUGAGCAACAAUAACAGCGGCGCGAAUGGAGACGAGACGUUGAAGGACGAACUUGCCCAAGAGUUCAAGGCCAUGCAAAACCAGCCAACCAAUCAGGAACAAGAUAAGAAGAAAUCAUCAACAGCUAAAACCAUCAAGAGGCUAUUUCAUAGGUUAAGGAGGAGCAAUUCACAGGAGUUUGAUGGAAAGAUGGAAGAGUUCAAAAGGUCAGCGUUGAGGUCAACUGCUGGGCCAAGAUUGGGAUGGAACACCAACAACAAUAGGAUUAAUUUUGAAUUGAAAAACUCGAUGGACAAGAAUUCAUUCAGCAGUUGGGAUGCGGAUAGGAUAGCACUGUGGAUGCAUGGCAUGGGAUUGAGUUGUUACGCUGGGGAGUGCAAAAGAUGGCUCAAAUCAGGAGAGCAGCUCCUCACUGCUACCUCGCAUGAUCUCGAGAAGGAGUUGGGCAUGAAGAAUGCAUUCCACAGGAAGAAGUUGCAACUGGCGAUGCAGGUCAUCACAUCUGACCCCACCUCUCCCGUCAUCUCCCUCGACCACAACUGGGUGCAAAAGUGGCUCGACGACAUAGGACUGCCGCAGUAUAAAGAUCAGUUCUUGGAUGCUCGUAUUGACGGCUGCAUGAUCAACUAUCUCACGAAUGAGGACCUGCAGAACUUGAAGGUGAUGAGCUUGAUGCAUCAUAUGAGCUUCAAAUGCGGCAUCCAGGUCCUCAGACACCACAACUUCGACGCGCAGGCCCUGAAGAGGAGGCCAGCAUCCAAUGAGGAGAUGGUCCUGCAGAACUGCCCGCAUGAGGUCUGCACCUGGACAAACCACAGGGUGAUGGAGUGGCUGAGAAGCAUCGACCUCUCUGAAUAUUCACCCAACCUGAGAGGCAGCGGGGUACACGGAGGAUUGAUGGUUCUGGAGCCGAGGUUCAGUGCCGAUGUUCUGGCGGCGAUACUGUCCAUCCCGUCAAACAAGACGCUACUAAGACGCCAUCUUACGACACAUUUUGUAUCUCUGGUUGGCAGUGAAGUGCAACAAAUGAAGAGGAGUGUUGAGAAUGAGGCCAACUAUAUACCACUCUCAACAAAUCAAAAAGUCAAGCCCAGCAAGAAGAUUGGUUUAUUUCGACCACGCACUUCUGAAAUGCGUGAUGAUUUUGUCUGCCCGCUGCACCUCAAAUCAUUGCAGAACUUCAAACUGGAAAGCCUCUCCAACAAAACGCCAGAUGUCCUCUACGCCAGUGGUUGUACGACUGCCACAAACACCAACAGCGCAGUUGCUGUCGCUCCUAUCGAUAAGCAGCAGCAGACAAGAGAUCACGAGCACCAGCAAGAAAACCUGCCGACUUCAGAUGUUUGAAGAAUUCGCGUCGCCAUUCAUUCACUUCACUGAUUGGUCGGAUGGUUUGUUGGACGGAAGAUUCAAACUCGUCACCUGAUCAGAUGUCAACCAAUCAAUUCAACGAGAAAUUCAAAUUUAUUAUUAGAAUUUCUAUUGUUACUAGCAAUUUCAUUUAUUUUCCAGUCUUUUUGAUAAUUUAUAAUUGGUUCAAUUCAUCUUCAUUCAUUUUUUGCACUACUGUCAUGUCAUUUCUCAAAUACUGAAAUCUAUUUUUACUAAUAAUAUUAUUAUUUUAUUUGCCUGGCAGUCAAAGUUUUUUAUAAUGGUUUUCUUUUUUCAUUGUCUACUUUAGUUCAGUUUAGUUAGUAUCAGGCGAUGAUUUCGUUUCAAAUAAUUGCCAUAUAUUUAGACGUUAACCAUCAUGCAACUAAACGAUGUUUUAUAAAAUGCCUUACAACAUCUUGCAUGUUGAUGAAUGAUCAGCCGUAUUUCCACUCGUUAACAUACUUGGGUUAUGUAAUUUUUGUGGACUCUAUUUGUAAUUAACUUGAAAUGAACGUUUCACGGCGGAGUAACAAAUUCUUCAGCCCGUCCGUGUCAGCAGACAGUUUGAGGUUUUUGAUUUUAGGACAAAUCCUUUUUUUUUCAAUUAUUGACAAGUUGGUCAGUAUGUCCUACGAUGGUUGAAUAACUGCUUUAGAUUUGAGCAAUACCUCUGAAGUUGAAAUGAUGAAGGUGGCUGGCACAAGUUAAAAUUAAUUUGUUAUAUUUGAGUGGGCGGUCGUUUUAACGUGAUUUUUGUUUAUUCGUGUAAAGUUUAUAUUUUGUGAUGAACUUUAUUUUACGUGUGUGCAUACUUUGAUACAUUUUUCCCAAUCUCUUCCGUUGAGUUGAGAAGUCCAUUUCAGCUCCGAUAUCUCCACAUUGGUCAAAUAUGCAGUAUACAAUUUGUGCCUGAAAACUUUUUGAUGUAAUAUUUAUAUUUGUACAGAAAUGUGUUUAUUUAUGUGGGGAAAAUGUAAUUGAUUGCUUUCACAUGUUUUUAGCACAUGAUGUAAUUUCAUUGACGUUUAAAUCGAGAGAGACAUUAUUAUUAUAUCAUGAUUAAUAUCAAUUAUUUCCAAUGUGGCCUUAAAUUGAGUUAUAACAAUUA
Helobdella robusta is the source of this 3438-nucleotide messenger RNA. RefSeq lists its product as hypothetical. Gene Ontology annotation, cellular component: presynaptic active zone. Gene Ontology annotation, molecular function: protein binding. The record is from RefSeq and is a predicted model, not a curated record. Lineage: Eukaryota; Metazoa; Annelida; Clitellata; Rhynchobdellida; Glossiphoniidae. The transcript is spliced from 19 exons. Gene Ontology annotation, biological process: neuromuscular junction development. Bases 117 to 2303 code for a protein of 728 amino acids.